Molecule: messenger RNA, 5874 nt
Organism: Diaporthe batatas
Lineage: Eukaryota; Fungi; Ascomycota; Sordariomycetes; Diaporthales; Diaporthaceae
Exons: 3
Coding region: 1-5874 (1957 amino acids)
Biological process (GO): proteasomal ubiquitin-independent protein catabolic process
Cellular component (GO): cytosol; nucleus
Molecular function (GO): peptidase activator activity; proteasome binding
Source: RefSeq, a predicted model, not a curated record
AUGGAUGACAUAUCAGACGCCCACUCUUCCUCUGCCGCAGCCAUGUCUGCUGCGGCCGCAGCACAAGCUGCCCAUUUCCUCGUCCAGAACUUGUCCUCCGUCGACACGAUAUCUCGCUCUACGUCACCGGGCGUGCCAAUCCUGACCCCGGAUGAGGACGACAAGAAGCGAUACCGCCCGAGGACAUUCGCCUACUUCUCCCAGCUGCCCUUCGCCGUCGAGGAGGACCACGAGCGCGACGAGGCUCUGCAGGGCAUCCUGAAGAACCUGUAUAUCGCUGUCAAGGCUGAGGACUUCGCCCCCGGUGCGAUGCACUGGACCAGGGAGCUACAAGGAUGGUUGAACCUCAAGUUCGAGAUGGUUCGCGAGCUGCGCGCCACCCUCGCCCAGCUCUACUACCACCUCGCCCUGGCGCCCGGCCUCGACAGCAACACCGCCGAUCGUUUCACCAAGAUGGUCAUCACUCUCACCAAGAAAAAGACCUACCUGAAACCAGGCGACGACCUAUUCCUCGACUGGCGGCCGUUGUGGAAGGAGUUGAAAGGUCUGGUUCUGCCUUCAGAAAGCGCCGCGCAUCAGUCAAGUAGAAGAAAGAGCGGAAGGCACCUGCUGAGGCUAGCCAUGCACGCGCAGACAUAUUUCGACCCAAGCGACCGACAGGAGAUGCUGGGUGAAUUCCUGCCUCUGUUCAGCACCUCCGACCUAUCCUGCGCGUACAUUGCAACGGCCGCUAUAAAUGUGCUGGUGCCGACUGCGCCGUCGUUGCCCUCGCAGCCCCUUUCUCAGCCUUCCGACUACCUGCCCACAUACUUCCACCUCUGGUCGCUCAUGACGAGGUCCAAGUCUUUUGACAUCUUCUUCCUAGACAUCUACUCACGCAUAGCAAGAGACUACCUCAGCUGCACUCAUGUGCCGUACACCGAGCAUGGUAUAUUUACCAAGGACCAGUCAGACCUCAUCUUCACCGCCAUACUCCGUCUCACUGAGGUCCCCGUGGGCCAGGCAAACUCGCCAUACACUGCCCUUGACUAUUCCAUGGGCGCCGCCGUGUUUCUCGAGAGAGACAAGAAACGACACCCGGUGCCGCACAUCGUUGCUAGGUGGAUCGUGCACUCUCUGUCCCCCAAGUGCCUCAAGGCCGAGAGCUCCGUCAUGGCCAGCCUAGAAGGCCUGAUCGAGUCUAUUGAUACCUUUUUCCACCCGUCAAAUCAAGGCUCGUGGACCAACUUUCUGGCACAGUUCGUCUUCUUCCUCACCCACGGUUUCGUGUCCAGGUGGAACCGUGAGCAGGUCGGCGAGCUUGACACACCGGCUGAUCGGAAGAUCACCCCGGAGCUCAGGAAACGCUUCGUCCUUGCGCUCAAGGAGGUCACCUUCAUGGGCCUCUUUGCGAAGAGCAUGAAAGCGGUCAGUUAUUACACCAGCACACUACAGUGGCUGGCUUACCUCGAGCCAGACAUCAUUCUGCCUGGCGCAUUGCAAAGAUUCUACCCUAGUCUGCAGGGCUUGGUGGAAGUGCACCGCACCACAUCCAGCCUGAGCGGCCUCAUGAUGAUUGCAAAUGUCAUGUCAAAACACAAGGGCUUCAGGUGUCACCUCACAGCUUUGCUGGCCCUGGCACUACCCGGCAUCGACGCCAACGACUUGGGCAAGACACAAUACACGCUCAGCUUCAUACAGAGCGUUGCGUACAGCAUUCCGUUUGUGCCACUGGUCAAAGAGGGGUCUGAGGUGCGGGACACGGGCCUCGCUGUGCAAUGGGUCCAGGGCGAGAUGGACCGCAUGGAGCGCGAGGGCCAGGAUGUCCAGAUUAACUACCAAGAAGAGUUGUCAGACGAGGACGAGGCCAACAUUGUCCGCUCCUCCACCGCUGCCUUCGGGGAGUUCGUCCUUACUUUACUUGGCAAAGUUUUCACCCUCCUAGAGAACCUGCCCGACGCGUCACAAGUGCGCGCCAACUCCCCAGAAGACAAUGUCAUCAACACCCUACCCGCGGCUCUGACCCCGCUUUUUGCGUCGUUGUCGCCGGAGCUCUUCGACCAGGCUUUGGAAAAGGUAGCGGCUUUCGUUUCGUCUCAUGUCGUGCAUCAGGCCAGAGAUGCCAUGGCCUGGAUUUGCAAUGCCCUCUGCAAGGUCAACCCAGAGAAGACUCUCAAGGCGUUCAUCCCCAUGCUCAUCGUCAAUAUCCGUAAUGAGAUCGAUUACAAUGGUGCUGCGUCGGAUCGCAGCAGCGGAACUGAUGUGUUGCCACGGGACCGCGCUCUUGUAUGGCACGUGAGCAUGCUGAGCAUGACGGUCGUCAACGUCGGCGCCGAGGUUCUCAAAUACAAGACAGAGCUAUUUGACAUCGCCCAGUAUAUGCAAGACAAGUGUCGCGGCAUACCGACCAUACACAUAUCAAAUUACAUACACCACUUGCUACUGAACCUGACUCAUACCUACUCCGUCGAUACAAAUCUGUACGAGCCAGAGGUGAUCAAGAGGGGCUUGGAUGUGGACGACUGGGGCAAGACAACGUCUCCGGCAGACUUGACCAUCAAAUGGCACCGGCCAUCCACAGAGGAAAUCCAAUUUGCCGUCGAGCUCUUCGAGUCCCAAGCCCACGGCGCAUCUGAGAGGCUAGAAUCGCUAAUGAGUGACCAAACUCCUGUUAGCCGCAAGGGCAAGAACAAAGAAUGGGGAGACGAGGUCUCAAGGCAACUUACACAGCUGAGGCUCGUCAUCUCUGGUGUAUCCGCCCUGUUUGAUCCGAAACGAGCUGCUGGCGAAGCGAAUGGCCAGAGGACAGAAGAUGGCAGGAUUGAAGCAGAUGGCGAUACCAUCAUGGACGAGGACGAAGACCCUCUGGCCGAAGUUGCCGACGAUGAAGAACUGAAGCGCCAGUACCGGUACCCAUCCGGAUACAUCCUGGAUGCGAAGAGCCCGUUGUAUAAUCGUAUUCACGAGCUUCGGGAGGAUAUCGGACGGCUCCUCUCCAAAACUCAUGGUUUCCUCAAUACCAACGCGGAGGAUGAUGUUACCUGCUUCACCGCCUUGUACGCCACAUUCCGCACGUGGAUCACCGAUGUUGGCAUCGAGAGAUCUGCGCACCCGCUGGAGCGUCUGUCGAGGCUGUACAAGGCCGACAUCACUCCGUUCAAGAUCCCCGGCCUGCGCAAGGUCUAUCCUCGUCCGCUUCUGGUGAAGCGAGCAGAUGCGUAUCAACUUCAGCGGGUGAAAUACAAUGCCUCGUAUCGGCAAAAGAGCGACCUCGACAAGCGGCUUCUCCUUGAUCUUGCUGAAUCUUGCAUAUCCUCAUACGCCGAUGUCCGAAGAGUCGCACAGGGCGCACAAGAUUCGUCGCUCAAGGUGCUUAUCGGUGGUCGUCCUCUGGUAAUCCCAGUCAUACUUGAGAAAUACCGCAAGGCUCUCCAGGACAACGAUCACGACCACAUCAAAGGCGCAAUGUACACUUUGCUCUUCACGUCCCUGACGAAGACCCUAUUGAAAGACUGGCGUUUUGCCCCUGACCUGAUGCGACUGUACAUUCAGACGGCCAGCGUUGACAAAGCCUCGAUACAGCGGCUGCUAUCUACCGCGCUCUACCCCCUGCUCGACUUUGGUAAGCCCUUUGAGCGCAUGGUGGUGGUAGAUGCCAAAGCUGUGGACACGAUCAAGCCAGCGGAGGAUUGCUCGAAGGUCAUACAAACGAGGCACGAUUUUAUUCUUGAGCGCAGGAAGAGGGUCGAGACCAAGAAGGGAAUGCUGGGGCUCGAGCUCAUCGAGAAAGCCAAGGGGGCACAUUGGAAGGUCAGCCUCAAGUGCGCCAUUUUUGCAACAAAUAUGGUCCUCCGGUUCGACACGCUUGCGCCACAACAGUUUGUGGACUUGGUCGUCAACGGCACAAACGAUGAUCACCCAGGCUUGCGAGCCAACUACCAGCUCGCAUUCUCCAACAUCUUCUCAAGCAUCGACCUGAGAGCCGUUUACAGCCACAACUACCGCAACUACCUGCUGGAAGAGGACUCAGACAACGUCAAGUUGGAGAUUGAGGUUCCGGCUAACGACCCUGAGUGGACUGACAAAUUCAUCAGCUCCUUUGGCAGGCUCGACAAGGCUGACUACUUUGUCGAUGCUGACCACCCUGGAUGGCUGGUCUGGGGCAAGAAGUUCAACGCGUCCAAGGCUGAUCCUGAGCCCUUUACGGCAUACGACGAGACAGAGAAGAGGGUAAGGGAGCAGGUCGGAAAGCUCCUGACCAAAGAGUGGUUCGCAAAAUGCUUCGAGUUCAUGAAGCAAGAGCCUCGAGAUGCGAGUGCAGACAAGUUCCGCAUGCAGAAUGUGAUCCUUCUUAUGCAUGUUUUCGACUUGAUAAACUACGGCAUGACAGCUGUCAAAUUCGAGGACAUCAAGGAAUUGGUUGAAGAAAUCUACGGAGACGGGAGUGACAAGCACCAGCACAGGGCCACGGCAGAGAUCCUAGGCGCCAUGCUGUCAGGCGGCAUCGAUGAUCCCCGAGAAUAUCGAGACAAGGUCUGGAGUUUCGCGGGGCCGAUGAUGCUCAAGAUCUUCGACGACUCCCUGACGCCAGAGAACCUCCAGUACUGGAUGACAUGCCUCCACCUGACGGUAGACGCCAAGGAUCCCCGGCGUUCCCGUGAGAUAGUCGAGAGCUUGAGCUCCUUCAGACUGGACAUGUCCUCCAACGCUGCCUUCAAGGAAGCCGCCAAGGUUCAACUGCUCGAGCUCGUCAUCAACGACGCCGGCUGGCACUUCCAGCUGGAGAAGCCAAUUCUGGAAGACUUCCUGGCUCACAUUGACCAUCCAUACAAAUCUGUGCGAGAAUCCAUUGGUCGGGUGAUCGCCACAGUCUAUCGUACACGGUAUCACGAGUCCUUCCCCAACGUGACGAAGUUGCUUGAGGCCAACAAGGCGGAGUCUUCUGUGGGCAUUCGGCCUUACCAGCCAACAGCAGAGUUCUCUGCUACUGUCAAGGAGGUGUUCGCUCGCCUCGAAAAGUGGCGACACGAGCGGACUCCCGGCCAGCAGGAGCCAUCCAGCUACACGAAUGGAUCAAAGACGGUGCUCACCUGGCUCGACUCAAUGCUGAGCUCCCAAGAAUGCACCCAGCUCGUCCCGUUCUUCCCGGAUCCUUUCAUCGACCAGCUGCUUCAUAUGAUGGACGUCAAGGAAGACCCAGAGCUCAUGCGGCUAGCAUAUCACGUAUACCGACACCUGGCCAAUAUCUCGUUCCGUGAGGGCGAGGACGAGGCUUUCAUCAAGGCUCUUAUCCGCAUAGGACGGUCUGCUUCCUCAUGGCACCAACGCCUGCGCGCGCUCGUGAACAUGCAAGUCAUAUACUUCCGACGACUCUUCUUAACGGCACCUAAGCACAGAGAGAUGCUCUUCGAGGCCGUGGGCGACAUGCUCUCUGACACACAGCUCGAGGUGCGGGACUGCGCGUCCAACACACUUGCCGGAAUGAUCCGUUGCUCCCCAGUAUCUCUUCGCACCCCCAUCAUCAAGAGUUUGAUUGAAAGAUUCAAGCAACAGCUCAGAGAAAAUCCAAUGCCAAAGCGCAAGCUUCCGGGGACAGACACGCCAGUGGACACCCAGAAGCAAGUAGUGCGACGCCAUGCCGCCGUCCUUGGUUUGGGAGCGCUCAUCGAGGCUUUCCCUUAUGCCACCCCGCCCCCACCAUGGAUGCCAGAUGUUCUCGCACAUCUGGCCAGGAGGCCCGCCACAGACCCGGGAGUUGUGGGUAAAGCGGCCAAGACUGUGCUAGCAGAGUUCAAGAAGACGAGGCAGGAUAGCUGGACGGUUGAUCAGAAGUACUUCACGCCUGAGCAGCUUGAGGAUUUGGAAGGCGUGCUUUGGAAGAGUUACUUCGCUUGA